CAAACGCGCGUGAAAGCAAAUGGUUGGCGGGGGAGCAGGCUGUUGGGCCGCCAGUAAAAAAACCUGUUUUUCUAAGUCAAGACCAAACAAACAAAAGCGCUGCUGGCAGCGCAAGCGUAAAAGUGGGCCGCCAACGAAGAAGCAGCGAGAAGACGUUGCGCCCGAGCUGCGACGCUGAUUUCACUUUUCGACAUUUUUUAGCGGAGCAACAACGGUUAAGCGUCACUUCGAGUCCGCAGCUGUACAAAGCGCAGCUUUAACGCAUUUACAAACUAAAAUUUCGCAAUAAAUUGUAUAUAGCUCGAGUCCAAAAUGCAACGAGUCAGUGCACUGAUUAUGCAACAGGUUAUGCGCCAAAGGAUGCCACAACGGCUGACCUCAUCAACAACGCAGCUAACUUUCACUUUGCGGCAGCAGCAUCGCCACACAGCUACGUCAACAGCGAGUAGCAAGCAGGUAACACCACCGCCACGACACGAUUGGAAUCGAGCUGUAAGCGAGGCAGAGCGCAUUGUAGGCUACCCCACAUCCUUCCUGAGCCUGCGCUGGCUACUCAGCGAUGAAAUUGCCAAUGUGGCGUUACACCUGCGCAAACUGGUUGGCAGUGCCCAUCCGCUUAUGAAGACAGCCAAGCAUCUCUUGUAUAAUGGCAAGAACACGAUGCAGGCAUGGGGCUUGAUAGUGCUGCUGGUGUCCAAAGCAGCGGGUCAUGCGGCUAACAUACCAGAUGUGGAGCAGGACAAGAGCGCCGGCGUGCUACACUCGCAACGUGCGUUGGCUGAGGUUACCGAAAUGAUACGCAUUUCUCAUCUGGUGCACAAUAGCGUUGUCAAUCUGCAGUCGAGCACGCAGGCUGGCCAGGACGUUAGUACUUAUGAUGACAUGUCGUUUGGCAACAAGAUAGGUCUGCUUACAGGCGACUAUCUGUUAGGUCACUCCAGCGCAGAGCUGGCUAAUCUGCGCAACCAGGAGGUGGUCGAGCUUAUUUCCUCAGCAGUGCGUGACUUUAGCGAAUCGGAGUUUAUUGGCGAGCGUGAUGAGCAAAAUAAUCCGCUACCCUUCAAGCCCGGCAGCUUUCAGCGUCCAUCGCUAACUGUGGGCAUAGACUUUAAUGAGCAUGAUGCUAUGACGCCCAUGCCCAUUGCACAAGUGCUGGGAAAUCCAGAGCAGGAAUGGGAAUGCAGAAACAUACUCAACGCUGGCAGUCUGCUAGGCAAAUCCUGUCAAGCCUCACUCAAGUUGGCCGGCCAGAGUGAGCAGCUGCAGCGACAUGCCUAUCGAUUUGGCAAACAUUUGGCGCUAGCCUGGCAAGCCUGCCUAGACGCCGAACCUUUUCAAUGUCCCACGCUGCCGCUGGAUGUUAACUUCAGCUUGGUUAGCGCACCAGUGUUGUUUCACUUGGAGCACGAUCCUAGUCUUUAUGCGCUCAUUGAGCAAGGCAAACAGUGUGUGGAAAACAUUGACUUCAAUAAGAUACAUCAGGCAGUGCUCGCUGGACCCGCCAUGGCCAAGACGAAGACGCUGCAGCGUAAGCAUACGGCAGCUGCGCUUAGCGUCUUGAAACAUUUCCCAGACACAGACGCACGUCAAGCGCUGGAGAACAUUAUACUCGCUAUGCAAGACUUGUAAAUGGGUUUGUGGGUUUAGCUUUAGU
Messenger RNA from Drosophila busckii, 1654 nucleotides. It is a transcript of the gene Pdss2, whose product is annotated as decaprenyl-diphosphate synthase subunit 2. The record is from RefSeq and is a predicted model, not a curated record. Gene Ontology annotation, cellular component: transferase complex; mitochondrion. The coding region runs from base 313 to 1629 and encodes 438 amino acids. Gene Ontology annotation, molecular function: prenyltransferase activity. The transcript has 3 exons. Gene Ontology annotation, biological process: ubiquinone biosynthetic process; isoprenoid biosynthetic process. NCBI's taxonomy places the organism in Eukaryota, Metazoa, Arthropoda, Insecta, Diptera, Drosophilidae.